GUCUCAACAUCUGGCCUUCUGCUUGCCACCUGGCACCCACCGUUCCUGUCCUGAAUCUCUCAAUCGCGAUCGGUGUGCCUUCAAUUCGCUCAACUCUCCCCAGUCUUACAUAUCCGACCGCAGUACUGCCUCUCAGGCAGUCGCCAAAUGACCACCAUGGCUCUUCGCCGCCCGUUCACUCUUCCCCGGCAAUUGUUGCGACCGGCAACUCGCGCCUCGUUCAAUUACUUCCACGAACAGAGACACGGCCUUGCAACAGCAGUUCCUCCAGUCACUCAAGAUGCGACCGGCUCUAAGGGCCCCACGGCCAUGGUCUUCCUCAACAUGGGAGGACCCUCAACAACCGGCGAAGUCGAAGACUUCCUCAGCAGAUUAUUUGCCGACGGCGACUUGAUCCCCCUGGGUCGACUACAGUCAUAUCUCGGACCGCUGAUCGCAAAGCGAAGAACGCCUAAGAUCCAGAAGCAGUACGCGGAGAUCGGCGGAGGCUCGCCGAUCCGGAAGUGGUCGGAGUAUCAGUGUGAGGAGAUGUGCAAGCUGCUGGAUAAGAUCAACCCGGAGACUGCCCCCCACAAGCCAUACGUCGCUUUCCGCUACGCCGCGCCUUUGACCGAGUCGAUGUAUGCGCAAUUGCUACAGGAUGGAUUCGGCAACGGUAAAGGUGGACGGGCCGUGGCCUUCUCGCAGUAUCCGCAAUACUCCUGCUCGACCACGGGCAGCUCCUUGAACGAGCUGUGGAAGUGGAGGAACCGCCUGGAAGGACCGCGGGCGAAUGGCGACGCGCAGCCGGCUGGUGCCAUCCAGUGGAGCGUGAUCGACCGGUGGCCCACGCACCCGGGACUGGUUGAGGCUUUCGCGAAGAACAUUGAAGAUCAGUUGAAGACCUAUCCCGCAGACAAGCGAGACGGCGUUGUUCUCCUGUUCUCGGCCCACAGUCUCCCCAUGAGUGUUGUGAACCGAGGUGACCCCUACCCGGCAGAAGUUGCUGCGACUGUGCAUGCAGUCAUGCAGCGACUCAAGUUCAGUAACCCUUACCGACUGUGCUGGCAGUCUCAGGUCGGACCGAAGGCUUGGCUGGGAGCACAGACGAGUGAUACGGUGCAGGAAUAUGUGAAGCGGGGUCAGACCGACAUUGUUCUAGUCCCUAUUGCUUUCACCAGCGACCACAUUGAAACCCUCUACGAGCUGGAUCUCGAAGUGAUGGAGGAGGCCAAUCACCCGGGAGUGAAGCGUGCGGAGAGCUUGAAUGGUAGCCCCAUCUUCAUCCAAGCUCUGGCGGACGUUGCCCAGGAGCAUCUGCGCAAGGGGGAGCCCUGCUCGCUGCAGAUGACUCUGCGUUGUCAGGGCUGCAAGAGUGAGCGAUGCUUGGAACAGAAGAAGUUCUUUGCUGGCGAGCGUGCUUCCUCUCUGGUUCUUUAGAAAAAUGCACAGUGCUUUAGAUGGCAGGCAGGCAGGCAAGCAGGCAGGCAGGCGUUUAACAGUUCUUUUAUUCUUUUCUGAAUUUUUUCGGAUUACCUCGGUGAUUUGGAAACGGUUUCUGGUUGCUGUAUUGUCGAGCAAAAGAGGAUAAUUGAGUGUACAUUAGUAUUAUUUCCAGGAAAGUCGGAGAGUCGGAGCUCCGAGACCGACGGUUUGAGUUCUUAUCGGGCCUCGAAUCGCCUUCCAGAUUCCCUGC
Aspergillus brunneoviolaceus CBS 621.78 is the source of this 1675-nucleotide messenger RNA. RefSeq names its product ferrochelatase HEM15. Gene Ontology annotation, molecular function: protoporphyrin ferrochelatase activity. The transcript has 3 exons. Gene Ontology annotation, biological process: heme biosynthetic process. The coding region runs from base 157 to 1419 and encodes 420 amino acids. Lineage: Eukaryota; Fungi; Ascomycota; Eurotiomycetes; Eurotiales; Aspergillaceae. The record is from RefSeq and is a predicted model, not a curated record.